This is a messenger RNA of Syzygium oleosum, 1151 nucleotides long. RefSeq names its product disease resistance protein Roq1-like. The record is from RefSeq and is a predicted model, not a curated record. Bases 80 to 778 code for a protein of 232 amino acids. Lineage: Eukaryota; Viridiplantae; Streptophyta; Magnoliopsida; Myrtales; Myrtaceae. The transcript is spliced from 4 exons. Gene Ontology annotation, biological process: defense response.
AACGAAACGCGUUGAAGGUGUUCUUCUCAAAUUUGACAGUGGGUCAGAAUGGAGUUUUGGACCAGCACAUUUUGAGAAUAUGUCGAACAUAAGAUUCCUUCGAUUGGAUCAGGCGAACCUCGAAGGAAAUUUUAAGGGGCUUCUGUCAAGUUUAAGAUGGCUCCAUUGGCAAGGUUGUCCUCGGAAUCUUGGUGCUCAAAAUUUGGAUUUGGAAAAGUUGGUUAUUCUAGAUCUUUCCUGGAGCAAGGUCCAUGAAAAAUGGAAUGGUUGGAGUGAAAUCGAGAAAGCCGGGAAUUUGAAAGUUUUGAACCUCACCGGUUGUGUUGACUUGAUCAGAACUCCAGACUUAUCUCAUUACAAACGUCUAGAGAGAUUGAUUCUUGAAAAGUGCAAUCGAUUGGUUGAAAUCGGUUCAGUAAAAAGUCUGGAGAGCUUGGUUUCACUGAACUUGAGGUUUUGCACUGAACUCAAUAAGUUGCCUGAAGAGCUGGGUUUCCUCAUGUCCUUGGAAGAGAUUCUUAUAGAUGGAACUGCUGUUCAAGAAAUUCCUGCCUCCGUCGGUCAUUUGAAAAAUCUUACAAGAUUCAGUGCCCGCAACUGUCUUUCAUCGAUCCAGCUGCCCGAUUCAAUUAGCCGUUUAAUUGAAGCGGAAAGCUCAUCCGAGGUGGAGGUUAGCAAACCGAUAAUACCGAACAUUCUUCCUCUAAGGGUGUCGACCGCAAAUACGAAGGAAUGUUAUAAGUCACCCUUUCACGAUCCCGGCAGAACGCCGGUAUAGCUACUCCAUCAUCCAGACAAUCGCUUUACCUUCUCCAGUCUAAUUUGGACACGUAGAGAGAUUGGCGGGAUUUGCCUUCCACCACUAUCACCUGCCAGCCUUAUAGAGCCACUACUCGGGAUCUGCUCCUUCCUUCUUAAGAUUGUAUUUUUACCUCUCUUCUUCACCACAAUCCUCUGGAGAACAUUUACCUAUUCCUGGACUUGGAUCUCCUUCUGCUCGUUGAACUUGCAAUUCGCCCAAGAAUCAAUCUCCAACGUAUUCACCUUCCGCGUUUCUAUCUGGCUUUGAUCAACUCCGGGAAGAUGAGGAUAACGGCAAUUAUCCUUGCUUAAUGUUGACUAAUUAUGGAUGAUAUUUUUAAUCGGCAUGU